This is a messenger RNA of Hippocampus zosterae (dwarf seahorse), 1485 nucleotides long. It is a transcript of the gene mfap3l, whose product is annotated as microfibril associated protein 3 like. The coding region runs from base 410 to 1459 and encodes 349 amino acids. The record is from RefSeq and is a predicted model, not a curated record. NCBI's taxonomy places the organism in Eukaryota, Metazoa, Chordata, Actinopteri, Syngnathiformes, Syngnathidae. The transcript has 3 exons.
GAAAGGAGGGGUCGGGGGGGUGGGAAGCGGCUCACUUGACGACGGCCUGUCCGGACUCGACUCGACUCGAGCGAGCAUCGUCGCCCCAUCUUGUCGCAGCGGACAAGCCCCGACGUGAGGCCGCAAAUAGAAAAGAAAAGCGGCCAAGUUAGCGAAGCGCUUUGGAGAAAUUCCGCCAAUCGACAUCGACGUCGACGUGCCGCUGAGGAUUUCCGUUGUUUGCAACGCGACCCCACUGCGACAUUCUUCCGAGACCAGACCAGACCAGACGAGAGGAGAGAUCGGCUCGGCUCGAAACCAAAACUGAGAUGUUUGCCGCCGCUCAACCGAGAUAGCCACUCAGCGAGCACGGCGUCGUCGGACGGAGGAAUGAGCCGCUGACAGCCUGCCCCCCUCCCACGGAAAAGGCAUGUCCGCCGGACUGGAGUUUGCGCUGGCGGCGUGGCUGGUGGCCUUCGGCGCCGCCGCCUCGGGAGACGGGAGCGGCGCCCACGGCGGCGGCUCCGUCCCGGCCGCGCUGGCCGCCGCCAGCCAGCUGAUCGCCCGCGAGGGAAGCUGCGUGCUGAUCGACUGCAACGUGAGCGGCGACCCCUUCCCCAGCGUCAAGUGGUUCAACUCCCACGGCGACCUCGUCGACACGGACGGCAGUGGCGGCGGCAAGUGGUGGCUGCUGGAGAGCGGCGUCCUCAACAUCACGGGCGUGGAAUUCGCCGACCGCGGCAAGUACACCUGCGUGGCGUCCAACGCGCACGGCGCCUCCAACUGCACGGUGACGCUGCGCGUGGUCUUCACCAAGGGCGACAUGGGCGUCUACUACAUGGUGGUGUGCCUGGUGACCUUCACCAUCAUCAUGGCGCUCAACGUGACGCGCCUGUGCAUGAUGAGCAGCCACCUGAAGAAGACGGAGAAGGCCAUCAACGAGUUCUUCCGCACCGAGGGCGCCGAGAAGCUGCAGAAGGCCUUUGAGAUCGCCAAGCGCAUCCCCAUCAUCACCUCCACCAAGACGCUGGAGCUGGCCAAGGUCACGCAGUUCAAGACCAUGGAGCUGGCGCGCUACAUCGAGGAGCUGGCGCGCAGCAUCCCGCUGCCGCCGCUCAUCAUGAACUGCCGCACCUUCGUGGAGGAGAUCCUGGAGGUGGUGGGCGUGGAGGAGAUGCGGCACACCUUCCUCCGGCAGGUGCCCGAGGGCUGGCGCCCGGGCCCCGGGGACGCGCUGGCCCUCCUGCGCGAGCCCGGACGCCAGCCCGAGCGCGGCCGCUCGCCCGCCGCCGACUCGGACGACUCGUCGCUCCGCGAGCAGCCGCGGCACAUCGCCAUCCAGGUGUCGGUGCACCCGCCGCUGGAGCCGCCGCCCGCCCCGCCCCUCGACGACCACGCGCGAGGGAGUCCGGCCGACGAGACCGCCGCCGCCGCCAAGAGCCCGCCGCCCUGUCAGGUUUUCUAUGAGAGUCACGUGUGACCAGGGAGAUGACUCACCCCUUCCCC